Molecule: messenger RNA, 4135 nt
Organism: Myotis davidii
Lineage: Eukaryota; Metazoa; Chordata; Mammalia; Chiroptera; Vespertilionidae
Gene: SMC1A
Product: structural maintenance of chromosomes 1A
Exons: 25
Coding region: 108-3782 (1224 amino acids)
Biological process (GO): sister chromatid cohesion
Cellular component (GO): nucleus; chromosome; cohesin complex
Molecular function (GO): ATP hydrolysis activity; ATP binding; DNA binding
Source: RefSeq, a predicted model, not a curated record
GAGGUUUGCUCUCCGCCCGGCUUGCACCGCGGUGUUUCCCGCGCAGGCUACUCCAGUCCCCGGCGUACGGCGCGGCCAUUCGUACCGCCGCCGGCGCCGCCGCCGUCAUGGGUUUCCUGAAACUGAUUGAGAUUGAGAACUUUAAGUCGUACAAGGGGCGACAGAUUAUCGGACCAUUUCAGAGGUUUACCGCCAUCAUCGGACCCAAUGGCUCUGGUAAGUCAAAUCUCAUGGAUGCCAUCAGUUUUGUACUGGGCGAAAAAACCAGCAACCUGCGAGUAAAGACCCUCAGGGAUCUGAUCCAUGGAGCUCCUGUGGGCAAGCCAGCUGCCAACCGGGCCUUUGUCAGCAUGGUCUACUCUGAGGAGGGUGCCGAGGACCGCACCUUUGCCCGUGUUAUUGUUGGGGGUUCCUCUGAGUACAAGAUCAACAACAAAGUGGUCCAGCUACACGAGUACAGUGAGGAAUUAGAGAAGUUGGGCAUUCUCAUCAAAGCUCGUAACUUCCUCGUCUUCCAGGGUGCUGUGGAAUCCAUUGCCAUGAAGAACCCCAAAGAGAGGACAGCGCUAUUUGAAGAGAUCAGUCGCUCUGGAGAGCUGGCCCAGGAGUAUGACAAGCGAAAGAAGGAAAUGGUAAAAGCUGAAGAGGACACACAAUUUAAUUACCACCGCAAGAAAAACAUCGCAGCUGAACGCAAGGAGGCCAAACAAGAGAAAGAAGAGGCUGACCGCUACCAGCGCCUGAAGGACGAGGUGGUGCGAGCUCAGGUCCAGCUGCAGCUCUUUAAGCUAUAUCACAACGAAGUGGAAAUCGAGAAGCUCAAUAAGGAGCUGGCCUCUAAGAAUAAGGAGAUCGAGAAGGACAAGAAGCGUAUGGACAAGGUAGAGGAUGAGCUGAAGGAGAAGAAGAAGGAGCUGGGCAAAAUGAUGCGGGAGCAGCAACAGAUUGAGAAGGAGAUCAAGGAAAAGGAUUCAGAAUUGAACCAGAAGCGGCCUCAAUACAUCAAAGCCAAGGAGAAUACCUCCCACAAAAUCAAGAAGCUGGAAGCAGCCAAGAAGUCCCUACAGAAUGCUCAGAAGCAUUACAAGAAGCGCAAAGGUGACAUGGAUGAGCUGGAAAAGGAGAUGCUCUCGGUGGAAAAAGCCCGGCAGGAGUUUGAGGAACGGAUGGAAGAGGAGAGUCAGAGUCAGGGCAGAGACUUGACCCUGGAGGAGAACCAGGUGAAGAAAUACCACCGGUUGAAAGAAGAAGCCAGCAAGAGAGCUGCUACUCUGGCCCAGGAGCUGGAGAAGUUCAAUCCCCCUGGUAAUGGAGUGUAUUUGUCUCUCUUCCAGGCCAAGAUCAAGCAAAAGCUGCGGGAGAUUGAAGAGAAUCAGAAGCGGAUUGAGAAACUGGAGGAGUACAUCACAACUAGCAAGCAGUCUCUAGAGGAGCAGAAGAAGCUAGAGGGGGAGCUGACAGAGGAGGUGGAGAUGGCCAAGCGGCGUAUUGAUGAAAUCAAUAAGGAGCUGAACCAGGUGAUGGAGCAGCUGGGGGAUGCCCGCAUCGACCGCCAGGAGAGCAGCCGCCAACAGCGCAAGGCAGAGAUUAUGGAAAGCAUCAAACGUCUAUAUCCAGGCUCUGUGUACGGCCGCCUCAUUGACCUCUGCCAGCCCACACAAAAGAAGUAUCAGAUUGCUGUAACCAAGGUUUUGGGCAAGAACAUGGAUGCCAUCAUCGUGGACUCAGAGAAGACAGGCCGGGACUGUAUUCAGUACAUUAAGGAGCAGCGUGGGGAGCCUGAGACCUUCUUGCCUCUUGACUACCUGGAGGUGAAACCUACAGAUGAGAAACUCCGGGAGCUGAAGGGGGCCAAGCUGGUGAUUGAUGUCAUUCGCUAUGAGCCACCUCACAUCAAAAAGGCCCUGCAGUACGCUUGUGGCAAUGCCCUUGUCUGUGACAAUGUGGAGGAUGCCCGCCGCAUUGCCUUUGGAGGCCAUCAGCGCCACAAGACAGUGGCCUUGGAUGGGACCCUGUUCCAGAAGUCAGGAGUGAUCUCUGGUGGGGCCAGUGACCUGAAGGCCAAGGCGCGGCGCUGGGAUGAGAAAGCGGUAGACAAGUUGAAAGAGAAGAAGGAGAGGUUGACAGAGGAGCUGAAAGAGCAGAUGAAAGCCAAGCGGAAAGAGGCAGAGCUGCGCCAGGUGCAGUCUCAGGCCCACGGGCUGCAGAUGCGGCUCAAGUACUCACAGAGCGACCUGGAACAGACCAAGACACGCCAUCUAGCCCUGAAUCUGCAGGAAAAGUCCAAGCUGGAGAGUGAGCUAGCCAACUUUGGGCCUCGCAUCAAUGAUAUCAAGAGGAUCAUCCAGAGCCGAGAGAGGGAAAUGAAAGACUUGAAAGAGAAGAUGAACCAGGUAGAGGAUGAGGUGUUUGAAGAGUUUUGUCGGGAGAUCGGUGUGCGUAACAUUCGGGAGUUUGAGGAAGAGAAGGUGAAGAGGCAGAAUGAGAUCGCCAAGAAGCGUUUGGAGUUUGAGAAUCAGAAGACUCGCUUGGGCAUCCAGUUGGACUUUGAAAAGAACCAACUGAAAGAGGACCAGGAUAAAGUACACAUGUGGGAGCAAACGGUGAAAAAGGAUGAAAAUGAGAUAGAAAAGCUCAAGAAGGAGGAACAAAGACACAUGAAGAUCAUAGAUGAGACCAUGGCCCAGCUGCAAGAUCUAAAGAAUCAGCACCUGGCCAAGAAGUCAGAGGUGAAUGACAAGAAUCACGAGAUGGAGGAGAUUCGUAAGAAACUGGGGGGCGCCAACAAGGAAAUGACCCAUUUACAAAAGGAGGUGACAGCCAUUGAGACCAAGCUUGAACAGAAGCGCAGUGACCGCCACAACCUGCUACAGGCCUGCAAGAUGCAAGACAUCAAGUUGCCACUGUCCAAGGGCACCAUGGAUGAUAUUAGUCAGGAAGAGGGUAGCUCCCAGGGGGAGGAUUCUGUGAGUGGUUCUCAGCGAACUUCCAGUAUCUAUGCACGAGAGGCCCUCAUCGAAAUUGACUACGGCGACCUGUGUGAGGAUCUGAAGGACGCUCAGGCUGAGGAGGAGAUCAAGCAGGAGAUGAACACACUGCAGCAGAAGCUGAAUGAGCAGCAGAGCGUGCUGCAGCGUAUUGCUGCCCCCAACAUGAAGGCCAUGGAAAAGCUGGAAAGUGUCCGAGACAAGUUCCAGGAGACCUCGGAUGAGUUUGAGGCAGCCCGAAAGCGAGCCAAGAAGGCCAAGCAGGCAUUCGAACAGAUCAAGAAGGAGCGCUUUGACCGCUUCAAUGCUUGUUUUGAAUCUGUGGCCACCAACAUUGAUGAGAUCUACAAGGCCCUGUCCCGCAACAGCAGUGCCCAGGCAUUCCAGGGCCCUGAAAACCCUGAGGAGCCCUAUUUGGACGGCAUUAACUACAACUGCGUGGCUCCUGGCAAACGCUUCCGGCCCAUGGACAACUUGUCAGGCGGAGAGAAAACUGUGGCAGCUUUGGCCCUGCUCUUUGCCAUUCAUAGCUACAAGCCGGCCCCCUUCUUCGUCCUGGAUGAGAUUGAUGCCGCCCUGGAUAACACCAACAUUGGCAAGGUGGCCAACUACAUCAAGGAGCAGUCGACCUGCAACUUUCAGGCCAUUGUCAUCUCUCUCAAGGAGGAGUUCUACACCAAGGCCGAGAGCCUCAUUGGAGUCUACCCUGAGCAAGGGGACUGUGUGAUCAGCAAAGUCUUGACCUUUGACCUCACCAAGUACCCAGAUGCCAACCCCAAUCCCAAUGAGCAGUAGCAGUUCUGCCCUCCCACCCUAUCUGGAUCCCUAAGCUGCCCAUCUGCCAAUCUCUGGAUAUUUGGCUUCCAACCUUCCCUUACCUCCUCUCCCUGUUUGCUAUUGUCAUGGGAUUUAGGCGCUGCUAUUGAGCACAAAGAGGAACAGAGGUGAUGUUAAGUCUGGAGCAAAAACUCCUGAGCUACAGGGAGCAUCCUGGCCUCUGUAAGGAGGUGCUGAGCUAAACAGGGCCAUUGUCUAUCCCCUCCCCCGAAACCUCGCCUUCCAUCGGCCCAUAAUCAUGGGUCUGUGGGACCCCUUGCAUUUUGCUUGUGUGUGGGUAUGUGUGUGUACAUGUGGUUGUAUUUGCAAAA